Drechmeria coniospora is the source of this 1605-nucleotide messenger RNA. RefSeq lists its product as uncharacterized. The transcript is spliced from 2 exons. The record is from RefSeq and is a predicted model, not a curated record. NCBI's taxonomy places the organism in Eukaryota, Fungi, Ascomycota, Sordariomycetes, Hypocreales, Ophiocordycipitaceae. The coding region runs from base 1 to 1605 and encodes 534 amino acids.
AUGUACGCCGAGGUAUUUAAUACUGUGGCAAAGAUUAAAUCCAGCGAAGGUAUCGAAGCUCCCGUACCAUCUCCUCGGUGGACGCGAUUAUACAAUAGUCUGGUCAGCUAUGUCGUAGACGACGUGCGCAACCGGGAUGUACUCAACAAAAAGGAAUUCGACAAAAAAGCCAGAGAAUAUUUGGAUGUUCUUGAUGCAUUCAACAAAGAUCCCACGGUACCACUCAGCGUUUUUAACACUGAUAUGAAGCUUAUAGAUAAAUCUCUCUAUGACAACCUGCGUCAUUUUGUCGAUGUAACAUUGGAAAACUUGGUGCGCGAGCUUGCUAAUCGGGCGUCUAAAAUGCCCAGAUAUUUUGCCUCACGGAACCAUGUCUUCGUCAAGGAUGCAAUUAAUGUGUAUCGCAAAAACCUGUUCUCCGCCUUAGACGACAUAGCUUUGGGAAAAGAACAGGGCACUACAGUCUUCAGAGAACAACUUCAGCGAUUAGUUCGGGAUACUCAUCAUCUUAGACAAGAAGCCAAGGAAGUAAUGCUUCAGAACGAUAGAGAAGUGUAUCAAUUCGCCCACAAGGUCGUCGAUAAGGCAUUGCUAGACGUUGCCCACGCUCCAAACGAAUCCAGAACUGAGGUAGUCAAGACAAGGGCUGUUUUAAGUCAGGUUAUCAAUGAUGUUCUACCCGCUUCGCUAGGAAAAGAUUAUCCUACCUAUGUGUCGAACAAAUUUGGAGUUCACUCCUUGCGUGUUCCUUUUGCAUUCAUUCCACCUCGGGAUAUUUUGCAAGGAAAAUCUUUUUCGCCGAAGGAGGGAAUUUUAACAGAUUACCUUCCAAAGCAGCCUGUUUCACUCAAGCAGCCCGUAUCCCCAGAGACUGUCAUUUCACCCGGCUCUGGACGAGUAGUGUUUGGUGCAGAGCUUCCUAAGUUUCCCAAACAACCUGGUAUACUCCGGUUCCUCGCAAGCACCCUUGUUGGAAAUGUAGUCAUCAUCGAUGAAUCUGGCCAAUCUCCAACUGAAAAGGUCGCUCUUGCGAGUUUUAAAGAGGUUCUCAAGGAAGCCGGCAUUCAAGUACAGCAUAUAACUAUUUCGGAUGACGCCAGCAUGCUACGAGACAACAUUAAAACUGCUACAAAGGACUUUUACUAUAACGGAAACACCCUAAUAACAUCGAGUCGUCAUGAUUCGCUUGAAGAAAUCGAUUAUUUUAUUUCUGCAAUGGAAAUAGCAGUCCAAAGUCUGAACGGUGAGAAGCUGGAGAUAGAAACGCCCUGGUGGAAGAAGCAGUACCACAAAUUGUCUGCAGAACGGCUUGAUAUCCUGAGUUACUUCAGGUUGAAAAAGUCCAAAGACUCAUUUCAAGGGAUCACUUCAUCCGCCGGUGGAAAACUUUUGGAUAGUGCAAAAAGUCUGCUGGGAUUUGGGCGAAAGAAGCAAGGAAACAGCAGUGGGGGGAUCGGAUCCAUUGAGGCUAAUGGAGCCCUCCAGUCAAUUGAGUCUGCGCAUGCCAUUGAACACUUGGGUGCCCAUGAGGGUGAGGGGGGCAAUCAUAACUCCGGAAUGAGCUCCAAACAGCGAUCAAAGGGCGGAAAGGGGGGUAGGGGAUAG